AAGACUGAAGAUGCCGCGAAACUGCGUGUGGAAGGGACCGCAACCACCUCAUCAUGGCGAAUAAGAUCAUCAACAAUGGACUGUCAGCCUUCAUCCUGGUGAUCUGGAUGGCCAUCAACAUCUUCCUCUUUGUCUGGUUUUAUCUCUUCUACGAUCUGGGGGAUCAGUUUUUCUACACGCGUCAUCUGUUAGGGUCGGCCUUGGCCUGGGCCAGAGCUCCUGCUGCUGUGCUCAACUUUAACUGCAUGCUAGUGCUGCUUCCUGUGUGCAGGAACCUGCUGUCUCUGAUCCGAGGCUCCUUCAUGUGCUGCGGCAGAACAAUAAGGAAGCAACUGGACAAAAAUCUGUCGUUCCACAAGCUUGUCGCGUACAUGAUCGCACUGAUGACAGCCGUUCACGUGAUUGCACAUUUGCUGAAUGUGGAGUGGUACAACAACAGCAGACUAGGAGUUUACGACAAACUCAGCACUGCUCUGUCGGACCUGGAGGACACGGAAAACACCACCUACCUGAACCCGAUCCGCAAAACAGACAUCGAUCCGCAGCAGAUUCCCACCUACCUUGUCUUCACCACCAUCGCUGGCCUCACGGGAGUCAUCAUCACUCUGGCCCUCAUCAUCAUCAUCACCUCCUCCAUGGAGGUCAUCAGGCGCAGCUAUUUCGAGGUCUUCUGGUACACGCAUCACCUCUUCAUCAUCUUCUUCGCUGGUCUCGUCUUUCAUGGAGCUGGACGCAUUGUGAGGAGUCAGCAAACAACAGACCCACCACACAACUUCACCUUCUGUAAAGACCGCACUGAUGACUGGGGACGGAUUCCCGAGUGUCCGAUUCCUCAGUUUGCUGGAGGUUUUCCACAGACGUGGAUGUGGGUGAUCGCUCCAAUGGUCCUGUAUCUCUGUGAACGUCUGCUGCGUUUCAUUCGUUACAUGCAAGCCGUCAGAUACAGGAAGAUCGUGAUGAGACCGUCCAAAGUGCUGGAGCUGCAGCUGGUGAAGAGCGGUUUCAAAAUGGAGGUGGGCCAGUACGUCUUCCUCAACUGCCCGGCUAUUUCUCAGCUGGAGUGGCACCCGUUCACCAUGACCUCCGCUCCUGAGGAAGACUUCCUCAGCGUCCACAUCCGCUCGGCCGGAGACUGGACCGACAAACUCAUCGACAUCAUGCAGAAGCUGCCGGAGGGAGCGCAAGGACCAAAAAUGGGCGUGGACGGACCCUUCGGCACAGCCAGCGAGGACGUCUUUGACUACGAGGUCAGCAUGCUGGUCGGUGCCGGCAUCGGCGUCACUCCCUUUGCCUCCAUCCUCAAAUCCAUCUGGUACAAGUUCAAAGACUCCAACCCUAAACUGCGGACUAGAAAGAUUUACUUUUAUUGGCUCUGCCGGGAAACGCACGCCUUCGAGUGGUUCGCCGACCUCCUGCAGGUGCUCGAGAAAGAGAUGGAGGAGCGAGGAAUGGACCACUUCCUCACCUACAAACUCUACCUGACCGGAUGGGACCAAAGCACCGCGAAUCACGUGAAGGUUUGGGUGGAUGACGACACAGACGUGGUCACCGGGCUCAAGCAGAAGACUCACUAUGGCAGACCCAUCUGGGACAAGGAGUUUGAACAAGUUCGCAAAGAGAAUCCAACGUCUGUGGUGGGAACCUUCCUGUGUGGCCCUCAAGUUCUAGGAAAGGUCUUGGAGAAGAAAUGUGCCAAGUACUCCGACGUGGAUCCCCGGAAGACCAAAUUUUACUUCAACAAGGAGAACUUCUGAGCAGAGAGAAAGAAAGGGCACUUGGACAUUUAUCAUUCAGCAUCGAUCAAAAUAAAGACGCGGUAACAAAGAAAAAAGCAGCCUGAGGACCUUUAACACGGUGUGGUUUGUUAUUGAAGAGGUGCAGCACGGAACAUUCAUUGUCUCUUCUCAGUCGCGUAAACCACAAUGAAAUACCAAUACCAGAGUCCUCAUUGCACACUUAGAUUCAUUUAUCAGUCAAAGCUUUCUGGUGAAGUCGAAUUCCUGCUCAAGAAAAGUGUGGGUUAUUUAACCUGUCAAACGUGCUGCCGUUUCCUGAACAAAACUAUGUGUGUGUGUGUGUGUGUGUGUGUAAACCAGAAGAAAGGAAGGACAGUUCGGUCAUUGUCAUGAUCUUUUUAAGCCUUUGUUACAUAAACUGUAAGCUACUUGUGAAUAAAUGUAAAAGAAAUGUG
Solea solea (common sole) is the source of this 2191-nucleotide messenger RNA. RefSeq names its product NADPH oxidase 1 (gene nox1). The coding region runs from base 54 to 1754 and encodes 566 amino acids. The record is from RefSeq and is a predicted model, not a curated record. NCBI's taxonomy places the organism in Eukaryota, Metazoa, Chordata, Actinopteri, Pleuronectiformes, Soleidae. The transcript has 13 exons. Gene Ontology annotation, molecular function: superoxide-generating NAD(P)H oxidase activity. Gene Ontology annotation, cellular component: plasma membrane; NADPH oxidase complex. Gene Ontology annotation, biological process: superoxide anion generation; defense response.